Messenger RNA from Phytophthora infestans T30-4, 2631 nucleotides. RefSeq names its product mitogen-activated protein kinase, putative. Gene Ontology annotation, molecular function: MAP kinase activity; ATP binding. The record is from RefSeq and is a predicted model, not a curated record. Bases 1 to 2631 code for a protein of 876 amino acids. Gene Ontology annotation, biological process: protein phosphorylation; intracellular signal transduction. Gene Ontology annotation, cellular component: cytoplasm; nucleus. The transcript is spliced from 2 exons. NCBI's taxonomy places the organism in Eukaryota, Oomycota, Peronosporomycetes, Peronosporales, Peronosporaceae.
AUGGCGCGGCAGCUUUCUUCGCGUUCUCCAUUGUCGGCGCCCUCGUCGCUGUCUGACCGUCUACAGCGCGCGUCGUCGACGCCUGUUUCGUCGGAGCCUGGUAGCAAUAGCACUAGCAGCAGCAAUAGCAGUGGGAUCCGGUCGCAGACGCUUCUGGCGCGCCUGUUUCGGCGCAAGGAAAGGUCUCCGACGGCCCCACGGCCCCUCGCAGGGCGCUCGCUGUAUGGCGAAGAGGAGGAGACCAAGGCGCGCGUGGACUCGUCCAUGCGCGCGCUGCUGCGCUCACUCAGUCUCCAGCGCAACCGCCACAAAGCGGAGGAGCUGCGUGGUCCACCGUCACAGCCCGUACAGGUUCUGGUCGAAGGCGUGCUGACUGUACUCAUACAGCAGCGCUACUGGCGCUCCACGCCUUGCUAUUUUGUUCUGGAACAGACACUCGAGAGCGACGUAGGGACCUCCGCAAGGUUCACGCUGCGACAGUUCCGGUAUCAACCAGAGAGCAGGAGGCCUGGCCAUCUCGUGGCUAUUAUAACACUGUCACAAAACGACGUAGUAACAGAUAUGAGAUCUUAUCGACAGGUUAAACACGCACUGGAGUUGCAGUUGUCGUCGCCCGACCAGCGCUCGGAAGUUGCAACAGAAGAGAGGGAGGAAGAAAGCGGCGCACAGGUGCUGCGACUGGCAGCGGCGGACGAACGAAUGCACGUCAAGUGGCUACAGAUGUUGAACUCGUGCAUUGCCAAGUUGAUCACACAGGUGGAGACGCAGUCGCGACUGGGAGACACUGCAGGGUGGGACGCCGUGACGGAACCGGCAAAGAUCGUGCCGAUGUUUGGAGACGAAGGCAGGAGAUCUAGUAUACUGCUGACCAGAGACCGAGAGCCCAAUGGCAGUGGGGUCAGCUAUACGAGCAGUGAAUGCAGCAACAAUCACGCCGAGGCAGAAAUUCCCGCUGAGGAGAUUCGAGCAGCGAGACAAGAUCUUUUAUUUGAGGACGAAGACGAAGUUAAACUGGCGGUGCAGGACGUGCAGAUUACAGCACGAGUCGCUCCAGCUAGUACAAGCGAAGAGCUACUGACGCCAACAGCGAGUGGGUAUUGCUGCUCUCCUGACUUUCGAUCGAACGCGUCUUCGAACUCGCAGGACCCGGACACGGAUAAUAACAAUGCGACUAACGAGAAGGAAAGCAACAACCAAGAAGACAACCAAGGUGAAGAUGAUUCCGAAGAAGAUUCCAUCGCUGGAGACCUUGCGACGCAGAGUUCUGUGGCUCCAUACAAGAGUGCAGUGUUAGCAGGAAGAGGAGUGUCUACCUACGAGAGUGACGAGUACACAAAAGCCAGCUCGAGAGCAUCCGCAGCAGCGGUGAAUGGGCCCAGGCCACUUCCUCGCGCUGCCUUUGGCGCCACUAGCAGCAGCUCCGGGCUAUUUCCAAUGAUGCGGCCACAGACGCACUCUUUCAACGCCAACGGACAGGUGUUCACUCUGGAUACUCGCUAUCAGUUAGUCAAACCCAUCGGCAAUGGCGCGUACGGGGCUGUGAUCGCAGUCAAAGACGUUGUUAACGGCGGCGACAACUUGGCAGUUAAGAAGAUCACAAAUAUUUUCGAAGAUCUAGUGGACGCGAAGCGCAUUUUGCGUGAAGUCCGGCUGUUGGGCCACUUUCACCACAAGAACAUCACACGCCUACACGAUCUGUCGCCGCCUCCUUCUCGAAAGCAAUUCGACGAUAUGUAUAUUAUCACGGAGCUCAUGGAGACCGACCUACAUCAGGUCAUUUACUCGAUGCAGCCCAUGUCAGACGACCAUGUCAAGUACUUUUUGUACCAGAUGCUGUGUGCGUUGCAUCAUAUCCACUCGGCUGGCGUCCUCCACCGUGACAUGAAGCCCAGCAAUAUUUUGUUGAACGCAAAUUGUGACCUCAAAGUGUGCGACUUUGGUCUGGCUCGUGGAGGAGUUGGCUCAUCGUCGGGCUUGCAGCAAGAGCUACAGCAGCUUGGAGAACUCACCGAGUACGUUGUCACUCGAUGGUACCGAGCCCCAGAGAUCAUGUUGAACUGUCUUCACUACACGACAGCAAUCGACGUGUGGGCUGUGGGCUGUAUCUUUGCGGAAAUGCUCUUACGGGAGCCGCUAUUCCCAGGGAACGACUAUUUACAUCAACUCAAGCUCAUCAUCAAGUUCUUGGGCACUCCGAAGCAGGAGGAUAUCGGGUUUGUGAAGAACACGAAGGCACUGCGCUUCCUCACGAAGCUUGCGAUUUCGAAACCCAAGAAAUGGCGAGAUGUUUUUGCUACUAGUGGCGCUGAGAACUCCGUGAGUGCAGAGGCGAUUGAUCUGUUGAGCAAGAUGCUACUGUUCAAUCCAGACAAGCGAAUCUCGGUCGACGCAGCCUUACGACACCCGUAUCUGGCGACGUUCUUUGACGAGAACGACCUUGUUUCGUCCAAGCCGUUCGACUUUUCGUUCGAUCUGCCGGACGAUCAGUUGUCAAAGGAUGCUCUCAUUAAUCUUCUCUGUGAAGAUAUCGAGCACUUCCAUCCUCCAGUGCCUCUCUCCGUCACACCGAUGCCACUGAGUACCGCUGCCAGUCGCUUCUUCCGAAUGGGGAUGACAGCAUCAGCAAGUUAG